AUGGGCAAUAUCCUAUCUUCUUCUUUUUGGUUUUCUUCUACAAGUGAUAAUUUAAUAUCAUCAAGUUUAAUAUCAUCUCAACUUAUUCAUCGUCAUACACUUUCUACAUGUUAUGAUUCAAUAUUUGAUGUAUCGUUAUCAACAAAAUCCAAUUCAAUACUUCUAAGUGACGAUGGUAGACUUCGACUAUUUAACAUCGAUCUAGAAAAUGGUGGUCAACUAAUUGAAACAACCACAGUAUCCACAAAAUUAUCGACUCACGAGCAAAUGCAUGAUAUUGUGUGGAGUUCAAAUCUCGACCGUUUUCUUGUUCUGACAUCGAAACGUUUAGCAACAUUUGAUGAUGAAAAUAAUUUAAUUAAUCUUAAUCUUGAACUUGAAAAAGGUAGUCCUCCAUUCUGGCGUAUGGCUUGUUGGUCAUCGCAUCUUAUUGUAAAUCUUGGUUUAGGUACAUCGAUUCGUUAUCAUAGAUUAACGUCAUCAAUAUCGUCACUUCCUUUAAUUAAUUCUUUUACACGCUCGUCUCUGGGCUAUACAGAUUCCGAUUUACUUUCAUCAAUGGCACUUAGUCCACAAUUAGUUCUUGCUAUUAAUGUUGAGUUAAAUGAUAAUCAUCAUGUUAUUGAUUUAUUUUCUAUCAAUGAGACAACGAAAUUUCAACAUCUGAAACGUUUCAAUUCCUAUGAGCCAUGUUCAUUCGAUCUCAUCACAUCGUUACGUAACUGUACGUGGCUGUGCAAAUCUCAUUGGCCAUCAGAUGAUUGUUUAUGUAUAAUUGAAUCGAAUGGUCAAGUUAAUAAAAUUGAUUUAUCAGAACAAAAUGGUUAUAUUCUUAAUCUAAGAUUAUUAGCAGAUCGGUCGCAUUUAGUUAUUGUACGAACACCCAAUAAAUUACCAAAAGAAAUUGCUAUUUCAGAUUUGAAUAAAAUCGACAUAGACGAAGACGAACAAUCAAAACAUGGACAUAGACGACAAAUUAUUGGCAAACUACCGGGAAAUCUUUUAUUAGAGAUUUAUAAAGUUCCAUCGGCAUCGAAAUAA
Messenger RNA from Rotaria socialis, 1041 nucleotides. The record is from the annotation of a GenBank genome assembly. Lineage: Eukaryota; Metazoa; Rotifera; Eurotatoria; Philodinida; Philodinidae.